Xenopus tropicalis (tropical clawed frog) is the source of this 1142-nucleotide messenger RNA. It is a transcript of the gene coq7, whose product is annotated as coenzyme Q7 homolog, ubiquinone. NCBI's taxonomy places the organism in Eukaryota, Metazoa, Chordata, Amphibia, Anura, Pipidae. Gene Ontology annotation, cellular component: extrinsic component of mitochondrial inner membrane; mitochondrial inner membrane. Gene Ontology annotation, molecular function: monooxygenase activity; 3-demethoxyubiquinol 3-hydroxylase activity; oxidoreductase activity, acting on paired donors, with incorporation or reduction of molecular oxygen, NAD(P)H as one donor, and incorporation of one atom of oxygen. Gene Ontology annotation, biological process: ubiquinone biosynthetic process. The record is from RefSeq and is marked provisional.
CAGUAAAUGGGAUGGCGAGGGUUGUGGGAAUAUCUUUCAGGACACUGGGUUUAAGUUCCAGAGUGUUUCAUAGGCGUCAAGGUGAAAAAUUACAAAGCUUCCAUGUGAACAUCACAACUGUCAGACAGUGCAGAGCUAGUAACUUGGUAGACAAUGAGGAGAAAGCUGUGCUUGAUCGUAUUAUUAGAGUAGAUCAUGCUGGAGAAUAUGGAGCAAAUCGUAUUUAUGCUGGACAGAUGGCCGUAUUGGGCAGAUCUACAGUGGGGCCCAUCAUACAGCACAUGUGGGAUCAAGAAAAAGAGCACUUGAAAAAGUUCAGCGAGUUAAUGGUUUCACAUAGAGUUCGGCCUACUGUACUAAUGCCGUUGUGGAAUGUGGCUGGGUUUGCAUUGGGUGCGGGGACUGCACUUCUUGGUAAGAAAGGGGCUAUGGCAUGUACUGUUGCAGUGGAAGCAUCUAUAUCUGAACAUUUUAACAGUCAGAUCCGAACUCUAAUGGAAAGUGACCCAGAAAAACACAGAGCCCUACUUCAGAUUAUAAAGAAGUGCCGGGAUGACGAGCUGGAGCAUCAUGAUACCGGUUUAGAACAUGAUGCAGAGCUGGCUCCGGGCUACUUCCUGCUGAAGAAUGCCAUACAACUGGGGUGUCGAGCAGCAAUAUUUUUAUCUGAGCGCGUGUAAAAAUGCCAUUGAUUUGAGGACUUUGUUAAAUGAACUAUGAGCUUGAGUUAGUCUGUUUUUUUUAUGCCAGUUUAGAUAGAAUUUUCUCUAUCAAUACGAUCAAAUAACUCAUGCCACUGCAAUUUUCCAUACGGUCACUAGGAGUCAGGAAAGCCUGCUUGAUGCGCAUUUGUUUGUCAGUACUCCCUGCCAAGGCAUCAGGUUUCUAUAAAAGCAAUACUGUGCAGCAUAGGGUAGUAAGACACAUUUAGUUUGUAACAAUGUACAAUAAUAAAGUGUAGUGAGUUCAAGUAUAUAUUAUAAUAUACGUUUUGGACUCAUUAUGCUGAAAGCCGUUAUUCAGGAAGCUCCAAAUUAAGGGAAGGUCAUCUCCCAUAGACUGCACUUUAAUCAAUUCCAAUGUAAAAAAAAUAUUUCCUUUUUCUCUGAAAUAAUAAAACAGAACCCUGUACGUAAUCCCAA